UGCAGAUCGUUCCAGCGUGCCUUGCAGCCAUGACGGGGGCGGAAUCACCAAUCGAUUUGCCUGUUGAGGCCCCAUCGGCUGUCGGCGCCGUGUCGAGCAAGCGAGAGGGUGGCGAGUUGCACACACAGACAACAGGGGAGACGGUGGCAGGGGACGGAGCGGAGGUGGGAGAGGAGGGGUAUAGUAACGAGGGCGAGAUGGAGAGAACCAGCCUGGAUGAUGUCCUCAAGAGCUCGGGGGCGCAACUGGAGGUAGAACAUCAGUGAGACGCCUCGGAUGGAUCUGGGUACUGACUGACUGUCGUUGAUUGGUUGACUCAGGUCAAGCGGGUCGACAAGGACCGAACCAUCAUUGGCGACUCGUAAGACCCCAGCAGAGCAGAAACACUCCAUGAGACAGACAGACAGACAGACGGACAGACCAACGGCAGUCUCCCUCCCUCUUUGCGUGUGCCGCGCGGCAGGAGUGCGGACGAGAUGAGGGACGCGGCUUUGAAGCAGCAGCGGAUGGAGGCCGUGUGGCGGCAGAUCAAGGACCUCGGCCGGAGUGACAAGAUGAAGUGGGCCAGCGACAAGAGACACAAGGCCAACAAACUCUACCAGCAACAGAAGUUCAAGUGUGUGCGUCGUUUAAUCAAAGUAGAGAAAUACAGAGAGACGUGUCCGUGUCUGUGUGGGGGGGCUCGUGCCUGCAGGCAGGCCAUUGAGGAGUACUCAGACUGCCUGCUUGCUUUGGACUUUGGUAAGCCAUCCACCCACCCACCCAUGCCAUCAAUGCAUGCCCCCUUUACAGCACUGUCGACAGUAUACCAUCCAUCUCUGCCUGCCUGCCUGCCUGCCUGCAUGCGUGUAGGCAAGAGCGAGGCAGAGGCGCGUGACUGCCAGGAGCACCUGCAGCUGCCCGUCGUCACCAACCUCGCCGCCUGCAUGCUCGAAACCAACGUUAGUACACACGCAUCAUGCGCACCAAUAUUGACUGACACGUAUAUAUACAUCGGCACACACGAACGAGAAGAAGACACUUUAUAUUGCUCACCUGCAUGGCAUGCAGGAGAACAGGCGAUGCAUCGCACUUUGCGACACGGUCGGCGUCGGCGCCUACAAGGAACACACACACACGGGCAUACACACCCAUCGAUGGGACCUGAGACCUUUCUCUGAUUUGAGCAGGCGCUGUCGAUCGACCCCCGCUGCAUCAAGGCCCGUUUUCGCCGCGGGGUGGCGCACCACAGACUGUGCGAGACAGAUGAAGCGCAGCAGGCAAGAAAUACUACACGACGAGCGGCGAACCGUGCGUGGGUGUGGUGUGGGUGUGGAUGUGUGCAGGAUUUUGUCGAGACGGUGCGUCUGGUAGAUGGGCUGGAGGAGGCCCAGAAAGCCGAAGAAUCCCAUGUAUGUAUGUCCCUACGGCUCGGGAUGGGCGGUGUGGGGUGGGUUAUGUGUUCCUUCCUUACUUGCUCCCGUGCAUGCCAUGCCAUGCAGCUGCAGCUGAAGAAGCGGGCGAGUGUGUAUCUGGACGGCAUACAGAGACGCAAAAAGGUCAGUCAGCCAGUCGACGCUCCCCGCCCUGCCUGUCUAUCUGUGUAUGUCGGCACGUGUGUGCGUACUCUUAGGUGGACAAAGCCAUGUAUUCCAGGAUGUUCGCCAAGGACAAACCCCUCUACCCGGUCAGCCAGCGGGCGCGUCACACGUGUGCCUUUUCCUUGCUUGCACUAUGAUGAUUGAUGAAUGUGUGGACAAAUGCAGGAUAAGCCAUCGGCCGGCAGUGCGGCCAGCGGGCCAUCUGUGUGGCGUCGGUGGGCGAGGCAUGCUGUGCGGGUGUGUGCCCGGCUGCUUGUGAGGGUCUUCUGCCCAGAACGGAACACACCUAAGAGGGAGGACUGACUCUGAGCCUCCAUGUGUGUGUGUGUGUGUUUCUCUGUGUGGGAAGUUUCUUCAUUGUGUGCCCUGCACUGCAUGGACGCGCUGAUUCGUUGGCGCGUUUUGGGUGUGUUUGGUGUAUUGCGGGUCAGUCAUGCCAUGCCAUGCAGACGAAGUGAGUGAGUGAGUGAGUGAGAGAGUGAGAGAGACACACACCAGACAGAAAAAGGGCAGGUCGGUACGUGAUGUGGGUGUGAAGUUCCGACCUACCUGUAGCUCAGCUGCCUGCCUGCCUGCCUGCCUUACUACUCCUACUACCUUUAUGAUAGAUAUGAGCCAGGAAGGAAUAAUGGCAACAAAUACACAAAUGGAGAGACACACAGACAGAGGGGGCGGUGCGAUGGAUGCGAUGCACCUACAGGCAGUAAGCAGCUAGUCAGCGAGCGACACUCUCUCCUAAAUACGCCCGCCCGCCG
Vitrella brassicaformis is the source of this 2335-nucleotide messenger RNA. NCBI's taxonomy places the organism in Eukaryota, Vitrellaceae. The record is from the annotation of a GenBank genome assembly.